AUGUCCCCUAUGGGCACCAUUGUAUACAGCGGCAAGGUCAAAAGUGAGAGAGGUAGCCAAUUUGACCGCGCCAUGUUUACUACCAUGAGUACCGAUCAAUUCGGUAUUGCCACUACAUUCACAUUUUUCAGAAACAGCUUGCUUGCCGAGGGCGCGAUUCUGUACAACGCCAAACGUGCCGGCUGGUUUUAUGCCGGAUGGUCAUUUGAAGAUUUUGAUAAAAACACGUUCAAGUGGCGUGAAACUCUACUCAACACUUCGUGGACGCUGUACGACGCAAAAAAGAAAAAUGUUGCCAAGUUGACCAUGCUUUAUACUCCAUUAGAAGGUGCGGCAUGCUGGUCGUGUACGAGCCAGUAUCAGACCGGAUGA
This is a messenger RNA of Kickxella alabastrina, 372 nucleotides long. RefSeq lists its product as uncharacterized. The record is from RefSeq and is a predicted model, not a curated record. The coding region runs from base 1 to 372 and encodes 123 amino acids. The transcript has 4 exons. Lineage: Eukaryota; Fungi; Kickxellomycota; Kickxellomycetes; Kickxellales; Kickxellaceae.